AUGGGAUGCAUUUUCUUGGGAGUAAAUGGGUGUGUGCGCGCAUGUGUGUGCUUUUUUCUUCCAAAUAUGUACAUUAAGCGUAGUUUACCCUUUUAUUCCUCCUUUUUUGAUGAGAUAAACAACUUUAUCCGUUUUAAAGUCAAACGCGAUGCUUUUGACGAAACAUCUUAUCAAAAUUAUCACGUUUCCCCAAUUUCUAAAAUCAUUGUGUUGUGCAUAUCUGUUUUAUUUCUUGAAAAAAAGUUUCCUGCUUAUUUGUUCGCUUCAAAUUACAGACAAAUUUCUUAUUUCAAGUCUGUAGAAAACCAGACAAUCACAGAAUGUUUUUCCCUUUAA
Molecule: messenger RNA, 336 nt
Organism: Echinococcus granulosus
Lineage: Eukaryota; Metazoa; Platyhelminthes; Cestoda; Cyclophyllidea; Taeniidae
Exons: 2
Coding region: 1-336 (111 amino acids)
Source: RefSeq, a predicted model, not a curated record